AUGGCCGCCAAGGAAUCGAUGCCGUCUCACAAGUCGCACAGAGCUCCCAAAUCAGGUCCUACCCUGAAGAAGAAAGCCGAAAACGACAAAAAGAAGCGUGGCGUCGUCUCAGAUAACAAGCAACCAAACCCUAGAGCGUUUACUGUCAGGUCAUCUGUUAAUGCGAAGACUUCGAAGCUUCACGCUGUAGAGAAGGAACAGAAACGAAUUCAUCUUCCUACUAUUGAUCGUAAUUACAACGAUCCUCCUCCUUUUGUCGUCGUUGUUCAAGGACCACCAGGGGUCGGAAAGUCUCUUGUAAUUAAGUCCCUUGUGAAGCACUUCACACACCAGAAUGUGCCUGAGGUUCGAGGUCCUAUUACCAUUGUACAAGGUAAGAAGCAAAGGAUACAAUUUGUGGAGUGCCCUAAUGAUAUAAAUGGGAUGGUUGAUUGUGCCAAGGUUGCUGAUCUAGCUUUACUUCUCAUAGACGGGAGUUAUGGUUUUGAGAUGGUGAGUGAAACCACACCAUUAGACUAUUAUUUUUUCUUUAUUUUACUAUGCUUUAAUCUGUUUGAUCCGCAGGAAACUUUUGAGUUCCUCAAUAUUAUGCAAGUACAUGGGUUUCCUCAAGUUAUGGGAGUCCUCACUCACCUCGAUAAAUUCAAUGAUGUAAAGAAGCUGAGGAAAACAAAGAAACGUCUCAAGCAACGUUUCUGGACCGAAAUAUAUUAUGGAGCUAAAUUGUAUUACCUAUCUGGUCUCAUUCAUGGGAAGUAUUCGAAACUUGAAAUUCGCAACCUCUCCCGCUUUAUAUCUCUAACCAAGUUUCAUCCAUUGAAAUGGAGAACGUCACAUCCUUAUGUGUUGGCUGAUCGUCUAGAAGAUGUUACCCCUCCAGAGAAAGUUCAGAUGGAUAAGAAAUGCGAUAGGAAUAUUACAUUGUAUGGUUACCUACGUGGUUGUAACUUGAAAAAAAGGAUGAAGGUUCAUAUUGCUGGAGUUGGUGACUAUAGUUUAGCUGGGGUGACUGUGUUACCUGAUCCUUGUCCUUUACCUUCAGCUGCCAAGAAGAAGGGGCUGCGUGACAGAGAAAAGCUUCUCCAUGCUCCUAUGUCUGGGAUUGGAGAUCUUUUGUAUGACAAAGAUGCUGUUUACAUUAACAUAAAUGAUCAUCUUGUUCAGUACUCUAAAACCAAUGAUGAAAAUGGAGAACCUACUAAUAAUGGAAAGGGUAGAGAUGUUGGUGAAGAUUUGGUAAAGUCGUUACAGAACACUAAAUAUUCUGUUGAUGAGAAGUUAGGGAAGACGUUUAUCAAUUUAUUUGGCAAAAAGACUAGUGUCAGCUCAGAAAGAAAACUUGAGGAGGAGUCUCAGUCUGGUGAUGAAGCUGAAGAUGAUGAGAUGGAUGUAGAGAGCAGUGAGAGUAAAAUGAAGCAGAAAACUGAGAUCUAUGAUGGACGGUUGAGGAGGAAAGCUAUCUUCGAAGAUGAAGUUGGUGAGAGUGAUGCAAUGGUAGAGGAAGCAGAAGAUGUUGAAUCUGAUGGAGAUGAAGCUGAAGAUGAAGAAGAGGACUCUGCUUCUGACUUAGAUGAAGUUGAUGUUGAGGAAGUAGAAGAUAGGGUUCUUGGUAACAUAUCAAAAUGGAAAGAACCGUUAAAGGAGAAGGGCAGAAAAAGAAACACCAACUUGAUGCAAAUUGUUUAUGGUGCAUCAAGAUCAUCAGCUACUGCAAUUAGUGAUGAUGAAGAAAGUGAUGAUGAAGACUUCUUUAAGCCAAAAGGAGAAGGAAGCAAGAACUUAGGUAGUGGAUGUGAUGUGGGAUAUAUCAACGCAGAUGACUGUUCCAGAUUUUUAAAUUAUGGAAACCUGAAGAAUUGGAAAGAGAAAGAAGACUGUGAGGUCAUUCGUAAUCGAUUCAUCACUGGUGAUUGGUCAAAAGCUGCUCAGAGAAAUCAAAACUCAGUGGCGGGUGAUGAAGGAGAAGAUGAUGAACUUUAUGGUGAUUUUGAGGAUCUAGAGACAGGUACAAAUCAAAACGAAGAUGCUGAAGUAGUUGAGCGCAGGCUUAAAAAGCUGGCUCUCCGAGCUAAGUUUUCUGUUAUUAUACUCACUCUAUUUUGUUUGCAGUUAAAGGAGGAGAUUGAAACUAGAAAACAGAUGAACUUGUUAGAACUCAAUAGUCUUGACGAGGAAACUCGAAUUGAGAUAGAAGGUUUCAGGACUGGAACAUACUUGCGGCUGGAGAUUCACAAUGUUCCUUAUGAGAUGGUCGAGUUCUUUGAUCCGUGUCAUCCAGUUCUUGUUGGAGGUAUUGGUUAUGGCGAGGAUAAUGCUGGAUAUAUGCAGGCAAGAUUGAAGAAACAUAGGUGGCACAAGAAAGUAUUAAAGACAAGAGAUCCCAUUAUUGUGUCUAUUGGAUGGAGACGCUAUCAGACUAUUCCUGUAUACGCCAUUGAAGAUCGCAAUGACAGACAUCGAAUGCUCAAGUAUACUCCGGAACACAUGCACUGCCUUGCUACGUUCUGGGGUCCUCUUGUCCCACCCAACACAGGCUUUGUCGCUUUCCAAAACCUCUCAAGCAAUCAGGCAGAGUUUAGGAUAACAGCGACAUCUGUAGUACUCGAGUAUAAUCACCAAGCCCAUAUAGCAAAGAAAAUCAAGCUUGUUGGGCAUCCAUGCAAGAUCAAGAAAAAAACUGCAUUCAUCAAAGACAUGUUCACUUCUGACCUCGAAAUAGCUCGAUUUGAAGGUUCUUCUGUCCGCACAGUUAGUGGCAUUAGAGGACAAGUUAAAAAGGCUGGAAAGAACAUGCUAGAUAACAACAAUGCACAAGAAGGGAUUGCGAGGUGUACAUUCGAAGAUCAAAUAAAAAUGAGCGACAUUGUCUUCUUAAAGGCUUGGCCAACAGUGGAAGUUCCACAGUUUUACAAUCCUCUAACUACAGCCUUGCAGCCUAGGGAGAAGACGUGGACAGGGAUGAAAACGUUUAGGGAACUUCGUAGAGAACAUAAUAUUCCUAUUCCGGUGAAUAAGGAUUCACUCUACAAGCCAAUCUUAAGGAAGAUUAAGAAGUUCAAUCCAUUGGUGAUAUCAAAGAAACUACAAGGAGAACUACCGUUUGCUUCCAAACCCAAAAAUAAACCAGGGAGAAGAAGACCAUCACUAGAUGCUAGAAGAGCUGUUGUAAUGGAACCGAGAGAACGAAAAGCUUUUGCUAUCGUCCAGCAGUUGAAGCUGAUGAAUAAAGUCAAGAUGAGUAAGAGAAAAGCAAAGGAGCAGGAGAAGAGGAAAGUGUAUGAGGCAGAGAAAGAUAAGAAGGAAGUAAUAUCUAAGAAACGGAAUAGAGAUGAGAGACGUGAGAGGUAUCGUACUGAAGAUAAACAGAUGAAGAAGAAGAUGAGACGAAACUAA
This is a messenger RNA of Eruca vesicaria subsp. sativa (arugula), 3393 nucleotides long. The record is from the annotation of a GenBank genome assembly. Lineage: Eukaryota; Viridiplantae; Streptophyta; Magnoliopsida; Brassicales; Brassicaceae.